Blepharisma stoltei is the source of this 1336-nucleotide messenger RNA. Lineage: Eukaryota; Ciliophora; Heterotrichea; Heterotrichida; Blepharismidae. The record is from the annotation of a GenBank genome assembly.
AUGGAGCUCUACUUGGUCCGCCAUGCCCAAUCUGCUUUUAAUAGGUGGCAUCAUAUGAAAUGGUUGAAGCCUUGGGAAUGGUUUGUCAAAGAUCCAUUUAUAUGGGAUGCAAAACUGACAGAAAAAGGAAUUCAGCAAACCAUUAAAGCAAGACAAGAAUAUGCAGAUAUUAUAAAGAGAACUGAAUUGAUUAUUUGCUCCCCAUUAUCAAGGACCAUUAUGACCAUGCAAGGAGUUUUCGCAGAGGCUAAAUGUCCUGUGAUUUUAACUCCGCUUAUUGCUGAAAAAGUUCAUCACUCUUGUGAUAUAGGACUUCCUUUGAAGGAGUUGAAGGAAAAAUACACAAAUUACCAGUUUUGCCAUUUCGAAGAAGAGCUAUGGUGAUAUCAUAAAGGAGAAGAUCCGAAAGGUAUUAUAAUUGAGCCUUGGGAGAAUGUAAAGCAUAGGGCUGAUAAGAUUAAAUUAAACGAUUAAACUAGCCAUAAAGUGGUCAAGCCCACUAGCAUUUGCAUCGUCUCAGCUCAAAAAUAGCCUUCUCCAACGUCACGAUAGACGAAAUGUGGAAAUCAGAGGCUGCCAUUUUGGAUUUUCGGUCUGAACCACCUUUCAAGGGAUCAGCUCCCUAAGGCAGAGCGCCUUCGAGUACUUUGAUGAUCCCGACAAGAGAAUACCAUGUGGUAGGCAAAACCUAUCUAGCCCAUUUGGCAGGGACAGGAAAACCUUCGGGGGAGUAACAAAAUUUCCCUCUUCAGCAUCCCAAAGCCUGAAGGCCUACUUCAAAAAGGGACAGAGGCCCUGCUUUUAGCUUAUUUAGGAUGGGUCCUUCUGCUCCAUAGAGGGUGCACCUCGGAGUCCAACUUCCGUUGAAGUCAUCAUUUUAUUUUAUUUUAUUUCAUUGAUAAGAUUAAGGAAUUUUUAAAAACUAGAGAUGAAAAAGUUAUUGCUAUGGUGAGCCAUGGAAAUUUCAUUAGGUCAUUUAUGGACGAAGUAAUUAUGUUUACCUCUUCCUUAGUUGGCUAGCAGAAACAUUAGAAAAAUCUCGAUUUUUGAAAAACUUUUUUGUUUGUAAUAAAAUAUCAUUCUAAUAUCAAAAUUUUAUACAAAAUAAUUGGCAUAUAAGUAAUGAUAAUUUUGAUGAAAUCUUCAAUCAUUUAUUAAAAUUUAAGAUAGUUUACAUUCUAAACAUAGGCCUUAUGAAUUAAAUUAGAUUAACUUCAAAUCCAAAAAAUUUAUUUAAAACUCUUCUUUCGAGAACUAAAAAUCUUGAUCACAGAUCAAUAGGGGUGUUAGAAACUGUCAAAUUAAAAAAGUUGAAGGCUUUGGCAAGGCUCAAUAG